GGGACACGGGGACACGGGGACUGACAGUUGGUUAGUUAUCAGAAUGUCUUAACCAAUAUUAUGUAAAAUUGGACGGCACAGUUUUAGUGUGGCUUAUGACUGGAAGUGAUUCUCUGCGGCAGAUGGCAUGCCGGCCUGCACAAGCUAUCCUGCUUUGACGCUUCUCCAGUUGCCACAGGCGGCAUCAGGUGCGUCCCAGUAAGCCCCAUUCCGCCUCACAUCUUUCGGCCCUGAUGUUUCGUCUAAUCAAGCCGAUUGACGCGUAAGCACGUCAGCGUGUCGUCAGCUGGACUUCCGCAAACGUAAAAGACAACGCAAUACCAACAUGGAAGAAACGUGCGACGUAUAUAAGCCCUGCAUAAACAAACGGGCGGCGCCUAGGGCCAGGAGCAUCUGCACUGCACUUCCGUGGUCGGCGGCCGUUUCGGCAAGGUUCGGGGCUCCAAACGCGCAGGGAUGAUUCAGCGGGUGUUGAAGUGGUCGGCGCCGCGGGAGCAGCCUGCGUCCACCGCCGAUCCGGCCGCCACCGUGCCGAACUCGCCGCCCGUGCCGGACCUGUCGGCUCUGACAGCCGAAGAGAUCCGGACUCUGGAGGCGGUGCUGGAGCGGCAGGAGGAGCUGGAGCAGUUAGAAGAGCAGAGAGAAAAGAAGCUGAAGAAAAUGAUCGAGGAGUUUGAGACAAACGUGAGACAUCUGGAGCAGUCGGCUGCCACCCCGCGGGGGCUGGGCUGCGUGCCGGUCAUUGACCUUCGCCUCUGCCGCCUCUGCUUCAAGACCAAGUUCGCGGACGGUAUCGGCAAGCUGUGUGUGGACUGCAAGAGGAGGGUCUGCAGCAGAUGUGGAACGUUCUGUCGAAUUGUUGCUGAGAUGACAACAGCUAGAGAGAGAUGGCACUGUAACCUCUGCCAACUGAAGCGUCAGCUGCUGUGCAUGACGGGAAGGUGGUACCAUGGCACCGUGAGCAAGCCGACUGUAUCCGUCCGCGAAAUGCUCACCAGAAUACGUGACGUCAAGGAACUCGACAUCGAAUCUGACAAGGAAGAGGGAACCGGGAGACGCGCUAACGGAGGUCGUGCUCGUCUAAGGGACAUCAAAACAGACUCUGAGGAUAUAGGUGAACUGAGACCCAAAACAAUAGCCAAGAGGAAAAACCGCUCGUCCCAUAGAUGUUUGCAAAGGUCUGUCGCUAUCACUGACGACCCCGACCCACCGACGAGAGAACAGAUGGCCAUGGAGAGGCACGACAGCCUGAGGGAACUGAGGGCCAAGCGACGGAGUAGGUGCGAUCUCUCGAAGAGUCCGACACUGACGAGAAAUGACAGUCAUGGAAACCAAAGACAAGGCGAGGCAGAAUUCUACCCGGCAGCAUCAAAAGAAAGCCUGACCGCUCGCGCUUUCUCAGAAAUCGGCGGAGAUGUGAUGCUGCUCACGUCUUCACUGAACGACGAUUUGCCGGAUAUCGGCACCAGACUUGAGUCUCCCUCCUCAGUAAGGCUAGACCGCCGGAGCAUGGCCAUGGCCGCCAUGCACGCUCACACCGGAUCAACACAGAGCUUGCCAAAAAUCGAAGUGGACAGAUCGAACAGCAGGAGACCUCGCGGGCCCGUCAGAUACCCGACCAUAUCGUGUGAGGAUGAUAUCUACCACAAGGGGGCGCAUGGUCCCCCGCCGAACUUACUUUGCCGGACGGCUAGCAUUGACCAGCCGGAAACGCGGCUUCCCGUGACUCGCUGGAGACGAGACGCCAAAUCUGACACAUGUAGACCCUCAGAACUUCAGGACCUUCACCCACCAGGGUCGUUUGAGGUGACAUUGUUCAAUGACAGGCGGACAGAGGAACUAAGAAUGCGUGAUUUUACAGCUGCUAACUUCGGCCUACAAGUCACCGGAGGCGUGAAGACAGAGAAUGGUCGACUUGCCGCUUACGUCACCGAUAUCCGAGAGGGUGGUCCAGCCGACAAGGCGGACGUCAGACCAGGCUAUAUCGUGCUUCUGUGGAACGGCUUCCCUCUCACCGACCUGACCUUUGAGCAGACUAAGCGCGUCGUCGACGCCACUCGUGACGAGAACCACGUCACACUCACCAUGACGUGCCCCGGCCUGUCACCGUUCGGAAGUAGAUCCAUUUCUCCCAGUUGGCGCGAACCCGGGACUACAAGUAGGAGCCAUCUCACAGCGCCGUCUAUGGCGUCAACGGUCGCGAGAGCAUCUGCCGAGUCAUGCCCCAACGUUAGAGGAGGGAGCCUGCACCAGUCCAACCUGACCAAAGGCGACACGAGGAGCUGGCCUCUCCGGUUGCCUGUAGAACCACGUUAUCUCCACACACCCGACACUGAUCCGGCCUCCGGCGAGGUGUCCGGACAGAGGCAACUCAUGCGGAAGUCCAGCUUCAGUCCAGCCACCGGGCUGACGAUCAUGGUUCCGUCGGAUGUCAGAGUCGAUCCUCCCGCCGACAGAGUUGUCAGCGGCGCCGACAAGGGGGAAAUACCCACUUCGCGAUCAAAGGAAAGCCUCAGGCGAUCACCAUCUCCCUCCAGCCAAGAAAUGUGGAUGCAGCGUAAACAGGAGAGACUCGCGUCUAGACGGGCCAGAGCCACGUCUGACGUCACCCGACCAGAAGGUAGAGAUAGCUUAGGUGGAACCGCUAGGAGGCGCUGCAAUACUGUGCCGUCUGGAAGUCCUCUCCUUUCAGGUAUAGACUUCGAGUCUCCGUCCUCCCGAAAACGCGCGGGAAGUUCCUCCAGCUUUGUGUCGUCUAUGGGCAGUGAGAUGUCGCUAUCCUCCCUGCUGCCGUCCGACGGGGACAGUGACGGUGACCUGGCCGCUCCUGAAGACAUCUCCGGCGGCCCCGCCCAGGUCAUGUGGUCUACCAAGGAAGCAGCGGACACCUCCCUGGGCUACGUGAACCUGAGCCUGCUCAUGAGUAAGGGGAACAUGGAGGUCAGCAUCAUGUGCGCACGGGGCAUCGGUGGGAAGGGCGACACUGCCCUACCAGACACUUACGUUAAGACGUACCUUCUCGAAGAGGGUCGGAAACUGCACAAGAGGAAGACGAAGGUGGUGCACCAGAGUUCCGACCCAAACUACCAGAAAAAGUUGCUGUAUCCGGCCUGCGAUGUGGACAACAGGGUUCUUCAACUCAUGAUCUGGAAGAAAGGGAAGGGCCUGGACAGUAACAAGUGUGUUGGUGAGAUCCGGGUGGAGCUGGACCGGCUGGACCUGAGUCAGAAGACGGCGGGCUGGUACAAGCUGCUGCCACCCAUGACAGGCGACACCGGCUCCGUGGAGUCCCUCACCAUGGGCUCGCACUAGUGCUGUUUGUACAAUCUUUUCAUUUUCCUGUUUCUCAAAGUCAUGUGAAUGUUCCUAGUUUAAUCGUGAUAAACAUUUAGAAAAUGAUGAUUACGAAAACCACAGAACUGGUUGAUUGCGUUUGUUCUCUAUGACAAGUUGAAGGUGUGAGCUGAUCUAGCUAUAGAUAAUUAUGUCUCGAUGCCAGUGAAAGUGACAAACAUAAUUUUUGAGCUUGGGUAGAUUUUUUUGCCUAUUACUGUACCUAUGUACAUAAGACGCGCGCUGUACUACGUAAUUCAUAUCACAUAAGGUAAAAAACCUUAUCAAACUCCUUCCAACCAUGGAAAUUGCCGGACAACUUGAUCAGAAACAUCCCAGCAUGCAGUGGGGAACAGUGUAAAUGUGAAAACUUUUUUCUACAAAUGUUGACAUGGUCUGUCUUAUCAAAUCAGCAGUGAUUACCAAAGAAGAUCAUCUAUAUUGUUAUUUUCGAUAGUCAGAUGUAAAUAUUAGUCUGUGCAAAGAUAAAAGUCGUUGUGACGUUAACUACGACUGCGACAUUGUAGUUUGUUGAUUCGUCUGAUGAUUGCUAUUUAACAGAAUACCACUUUAUAUUUCUCAGAGGGAGAGAUGAUAUAUCGUAUUUUCUGUGGUGUAAGGUUGAUGUAUGAAGUGUCAGUUUAAGGUAGGACAUGAGGGGACCACGGCAUGCUGCCUCAAGUGUCAGUUGAUUGCAAUCAAAUCGGUUACUACGAACUGUCAGUUUUGAGUCAUUAACGCGUAUGAUAUGAACGGAUACAUCAUACUAGCGACAUAGUACCUUACAAAUUACUACAUAGACACCAAAACAAUGCUGCUGUGUUCUUUUCAUUCUGAUAUAUUAGUUAUGAUAUACGUUUCAUUGUUCCGACAUCCAUUAAUACAUGACAUUGACAAUCAGGUGACGACCUCACUAAUAUGUCUAUACAAACAAGCGUAUGGCGUGGCUACGUUUUGGUCAAAAAUGGAAAACGCCUCUUUUGUUGAGUAGAUCUGUAGAGGCACCCCAUAUUGCAGGGACUGGUGUAAAUAGGUACCAAUGACAUGCACAUGGUAUCAAUGUCUUUGACAUUAUAUAUCAGAGAUUAGUUGUUAGUUUCAGGCACUUGGUCGUUGAACAGGGUCUUUGAAAUGCGUAACAAAGAUAGCUCAACAAGUGUUUGAUAUGUCUAGAUUCGACAGUUUCUUGCGUAUUCGCGUAUAUGAAUAAUCUAGACUGCUUUGAUACUGGAUUCUGUGGCCUAUUUAACUUUCUGAUGGCUCUGAUGAAAUGCCAAUUAGUCAUUUCCUCCCAUACGUAAGUUUUGUCUGUUACUGUAUGCUAGAACUUCUCAAUGGAAUAAUACUGUGUUUUUCAACGUUUAAAUAGUAACGUUAUAUCGCUUGGUACACAUUACCGGCGGAUAGACAGUGAAAGAAAAUUAAUUUUCAACUUCACAAUGUUUGAUCGUGAACGAAUAUGUUAUUUCUGAUAUUCCUUACCGCUUGUCUUGAAAAUAGUUAUUAUAAGUAACGAAUAGGCCAUGUAUCAUGGCUUGGAAAACUGUCAUCAGCGUUUCUGUUGAUAUGAAAGACAUUGUGGUAUGUUGUCUCAAUAAUGUACGACAAGAGUUGACAUAUAGUGAUAGCAGAAAAACUACACCGUAUCAAGCAAUACCUUGUGUAUUGAAAACCGACUUGAAUGAUCAGUAUUGUACAGAUUUCUACGACAUGAUAUUGACGCAGUUGUUUUUUUAUCUAUCUAUCUAUUUAUUUAUUUAUCUAUGAUAUAUCGUUAUGAUAAAUCUGGAUGACGUAAGGCUGUUGGAUAAGCCGCUGAUAUCGGAUGUGCUUUUGUUACUGACAUGUGGAAUCCACUGUAACGGUACACAGCCGAGGAAAUAAAAGAAAUAUUGAUA
This is a messenger RNA of Branchiostoma floridae (Florida lancelet), 5231 nucleotides long. Its product is annotated as regulating synaptic membrane exocytosis protein 1-like. Gene Ontology annotation, cellular component: presynaptic membrane; cytoskeleton of presynaptic active zone. Bases 457 to 3312 code for a protein of 951 amino acids. NCBI's taxonomy places the organism in Eukaryota, Metazoa, Chordata, Leptocardii, Amphioxiformes, Branchiostomatidae. Gene Ontology annotation, biological process: positive regulation of synaptic transmission; calcium ion-regulated exocytosis of neurotransmitter; regulation of synaptic plasticity. The transcript is spliced from 18 exons. The record is from RefSeq and is a predicted model, not a curated record. Gene Ontology annotation, molecular function: small GTPase binding; transmembrane transporter binding.